This is a messenger RNA of Vicugna pacos (alpaca), 4959 nucleotides long. RefSeq names its product spalt like transcription factor 2 (gene SALL2). Gene Ontology annotation, biological process: regulation of transcription by RNA polymerase II. Lineage: Eukaryota; Metazoa; Chordata; Mammalia; Artiodactyla; Camelidae. The record is from RefSeq and is a predicted model, not a curated record. Gene Ontology annotation, molecular function: DNA-binding transcription factor activity, RNA polymerase II-specific; RNA polymerase II cis-regulatory region sequence-specific DNA binding. Gene Ontology annotation, cellular component: nucleus.
AAAAAAAAGGGGGCGUCUCCCCUUUAAAGACUUGCAGAGAUUGAGAGAGAAAAAGAGAGAGAGUCAGGGACAGGGAAUCAGAGCGCGCGCGUCCGUCUGUCUGUCCCUGGGAAGGGAGACCGUCUCUGCUUCACAGUGAUUGGCACUGGGGGAGAGGCAUCAGUUGGCUUCAGACCCAAGGGGGAGACCAGACCAGGUCACCCCGGUUAAGAUUAAGUGAGCGUUGCCCCUCCCCGUCCCACCUCUCUCUACCCGGGAAUGUCUCGGCGAAAGCAGCGGAAACCCCAACAGUUAAUCUCGGACUGCGAAGGUCCCAGCGCGUCUGAGAACGGUGAUGCUAGCGAGGAGGACCACCCCCAAGUCUGUGCCAAGUGCUGCGCACAAUUCACUGACCCAACUGAAUUCUUCGCCCACCAGAACGCAUGUUCUACUGAGCCCCCUGUUAUGGUGAUAAUUGGGGGCCAGGAGAACCCCAACAACUCCUCGGCAUCUUCUGAACCCCGGCCUGAGGGCCACAAUAGUCCCCAGGUCAUGGAGGCAGAACACAGCAACCCCUCGGAUUCCGGGGCCUCUGUACCCACAGAUCCCACCUGGGGCCCAGAGCGGAGGGGAGAGGAGUCUUCUGGGCACUUCCUUGUCGCUGCCACAGGUACAGCAGCUGGGGGAGGUGGGGGCCUGAUCUUGGCCAGCCCUAAGCUGGGAGCAACCCCGUUACCUCCAGAAUCCACCCCUGCACCCCCUCCUCCUCCACCUCCUCCUCCUCCGCCCCCAGGUGUAGGCAGUGGCCACUUGAACAUCCCUCUGAUCUUGGAAGAGCUCCGGGUGCUGCAGCAGCGGCAGAUCCAUCAGAUGCAGAUGACUGAGCAAAUCUGCCGGCAGGUGCUGCUGCUUGGCUCCUUAGGCCAGACGGUGGGCACCCCUUCCAGCCCCUCAGAGCUACCUGGGACAGGGGCUGCCUCCUCCACUAAGCCCCUGCUUCCCCUCUUCAGCCCCAUCAAGCCUGUCCAGACUGGCAAGACACUGGCACCUUCCUCUACCUCUGCCUCCUCAGGGGCAGAAACACCCAAGCAGGCUUUCUUCCACCUUUACCAUCCACUGGGGUCACAGCACCCUUUUUCUGCUGGAGGGGCUGGGCGAAGCCACAAACCCACCCCAGCCCCCUCCCCGGCCCUGCCAGGCAGCACAGACCAGCUGAUUGCCUCGCCUCACCUGGCAUUCCCAGGCACCACAGGACUGCUAGCCGCACAGUGUCUGGGGGCAGCCCGGGGCCUCGAGGCUGCUGCCUCCCCAGGGCUCCUGAAGCCAAAGAAUGGAAGUGGUGAGCUGGGCUAUGGGGAAGUGAUGGGUCCCUUGGAGAAGCCUGGCGGACGGCACAAGUGCCGCUUCUGUGCCAAAGUAUUUGGCAGUGACAGCGCCCUGCAGAUCCACCUGCGUUCUCACACAGGUGAGAGGCCCUAUAAGUGUAACGUCUGCGGCAACCGCUUUACCACGCGCGGCAACCUCAAAGUUCAUUUCCACCGGCAUCGUGAGAAGUAUCCCCAUGUGCAGAUGAACCCUCACCCGGUGCCAGAGCACCUAGACUACGUCAUCACCAGUAGCGGCCUGCCCUACGGUAUGUCCGUGCCGCCAGAGAAGGCCGAGGAGGAGGGGGCCAUGCCAGGCGGUGGGGUGGAACGCAAGCCUCUGGUGGCCUCCACCACGGCUCUCAGUGCCACGGAGAGCCUGACGCUGCUCUCCACCGGUGCGGGCACGGCCACGGCUCCUGCGCUCCCUGCUUUCAAUAAGUUCGUGCUCAUGAAAGCGGUAGAGCCAAAGAGUAAAGCUGAUGAGAACACCCCACCUGGGAGUGAGGGCUCGGCCAUCACUGGGGUGGCAGAAAGUGGCCCAGCCACCCGCAUGCAGCUAAGUAAGCUGGUGACUUCGCUUCCCAGCUGGGCACUGCUUACCAACCACUUCAAGUCCACCGGUAGCUUCCCCUUCCCUUAUGUGUUGGAGCCCUUGGGGGCCUCCCCGUCUGAGACAUCGAAGCUGCAGCAACUAGUAGAAAAGAUUGACCGUCAAGGAGCCGUGGCAGUGGCCUCUACGGCCUCUGGAGCCCCCGCCACCUCUGCCCCUGCAACUUCGUCCUCCGCCUCAUCUGGACCUAACCAGUGUGUCAUUUGCCUCCGGGUGCUGAGCUGUCCCAGAGCGCUGCGCCUGCAUUAUGGCCAACAUGGAGGGGAGCGGCCCUUCAAAUGCAAAGUGUGUGGCAGAGCUUUCUCUACCCGGGGCAAUCUGCGUGCGCAUUUUGUGGGCCACAAGGCCAGUCCAGCUGCCCGGGCCCAAAACUCCUGUCCUAUCUGCCAGAAGAAGUUCACCAAUGCUGUCACUCUGCAGCAGCACGUUCGGAUGCACCUGGGGGGCCAGAUCCCCAACGGUGGGACUGUGCUCCCUGAAGGCGGGGGAGCUGCCCAGGAGAAUGGCUCUGAGCAAUCUGCGGUCUCCGGGGCAGGGAGCUUCCCCCAGCAGCCGUCCCAGCAACCAUCCCCAGAAGAGGAGCUAUCCGAAGAGGAGGAAGAGGAUGAAGAAGAAGAGGAAGACGUGACUGAUGAAGAUUCCCUGGCAGGGAGAGGCUCUGAGAGUGGAGGUGAGAAGGCAAUAUCAGUGCGAGGUGAUUCAGAAGAGGCCUCUGGGGCAGAAGACGAAGUGGGGACCGUGGCAGCAGCGGCCACAGCUGGGAAGGAGAUGGACAGCAAUGAGAAAGCGAUUCACCAGCCUUCUCUGCCGCCACCGCCACUGCCACCACCCGACAGCCUGGAUCAAACCCAGCCAAUGGAGCAGGGAGGCAGUGAUGUUGCAGGAGGUGCAGAGGAGGGGGGCAAACCGGAGAGGAGCUCCAGCCCAGCGUCAGCUCUGGUCCUAGAAGGGGAAGGCAGCAGUACCACCUUGGUGGAUGAGCUGAGCAUGCAGGAAGCGAUGAGAAAGGAGCCAGGAGAGAGCAGCAGCAGGAAGGCCUGUGAGGUGUGUGGCCAGAUCUUCCCCACCCAGGCAGGUCUGGAGGAGCAUCAGAAAGCCCACCCCAAGGAGGGGCCGCUCUUCACUUGUGUUUUCUGCAGGCAGGGCUUCCUCGAGCGGGCUACCCUCAAGAAGCAUAUGCUGCUGGCUCACCACCAGGUACCGCCCUUUGCCUCCCACGGCCCUCAGAAUAUUGCUGCUCUCUCCUUGGUUCCAGGCUGUUCACCCUCCAUCACUUCCCCAGGGCUUCCGCCCUUUCCCCGGAAGGAUGACCCCACAAUCCCAUGAGCCUGGUUUUUGGUACCUGCUGCCCCUAGACCCAGAGGGCAGAAACUUAGAGUUCUGUUGAAGGACCUCCGAGAGCUAUGCGCCCUUAUUUGUCUGUUUUUGCUGAGUUCUUAUGUACUAUGUCCCUAGUGGCUUUUCUCUAAAUCCUGAGCUUUGGAAUCAUUAUGUUCACAGGGGGAUGGCCCCCUGAGAAAUUUUUCUUCCCUUCUCAUUCGUUGUACCUGAGGAAAAUAGAUUCUCUACAGUUUUCACAUUCCCAACAAGAACCCUAUCCAGCCUCCUUGGGGAUGACCCGUCUACCCUCUCCUCCCUCUCCCUUUCCCUUUGGCAGGUGUACUGAUCACCCACAUUCGGAAUUACAGCCCAGCCCAAAGGGGCCGGCAGCUGUCCCUGGAGGGCCUAGUGCCACUCCUCUCUGGCGACCAGGUCAACUUGCAGGACUUCUUGUCCCAGGGAAUUCCUGCCCAGCUGGUGAGGGUGGGCCCCCUGUCUUUCUGGAACCAGGACACAGCUUUCCUGUCAAGUGACCUACCCACCAAGCCCUAGACUUCCAGCUCCAGCUCCAGCUCCACUACCACUUCAGGCCCUGCACCACCAGUGCUGUUGGGCCUGGGAACUGUGGCUGGGAAGUUGCCUCCAGCAAUGGGAUCCAGAGAAGCCCAGGAGAAGAGAGCCCCUCCUUCCCUUUUUUGUCUCUUGCAUCCAAGACAGUGCCUGAGAAGCCCAUCAUAGAAGAAAAGUAACAAAUUGUACAUUCCGCCCCCUUCCCCCUGCUCCAGAAGGUGCCAACAAUGAAGAUGUAACAAUUUCUGUAUCUGGUGGCUCAGUCUCAGGGAGGAGGGAGAAACGAAGGGCAUAGGACACUCUUCCCAGUAGCAGGGCACUAAUGUGCCUUAGUCACGUUAAGGCAAAAUUGGCUGAUUGAUGUGCUGAGACAUUUCCAGCCUCUCAUAUCCUUCAUCUUUGCCUCUCAAAGUUAGGGAGCAAGUGGAUUUCUUGCCAAGGGGUCUCCCAUGGGAUAUUUUUGAGAAGGAAAUGUGAAGUUCGUAUCUUUAACAAGCACUGUUGAUGAGGGAGGGCAGUUGAAGGAAUAAUGGAGUUGAAGAGUGUUGCCAAAGCAGAGGGCUGGCUGAGAACCUAUGUGCUUAAGGAAGGGGCAUGCUGUAAGGGAGGGGGCCUCAAGUUCUUGAUUGGGUCUCACGAAUGUUCUUUUAGACUAAUGAUGAUUUAGUGUGCAACAGUGCACCAUGGGUCAUGGGGGAUUUCCUAGCACUAGUGUGCUCUAGUUUUAGAUAACUCCUUCCUUUAUUCCCUGGCCCCUUGUAUCUUCCUCAUCUUACUCUCUCAAGGUCCAUUUCCUCCCCAUUUUGCCUGACCAUGGGCGGGGUCGCAUGUCUUUGCCACUGUCUGGUUCUUAAGAGUCCCAGACUUUGGGAGAUGAGCUCCCGGCACUCUCCUCCCUGCCUCUCUGACUUGUAAUGAGAUGUAGUAUUUACUCUUAACAUAGGAUCAUUUGGUACAGGAGUUCUGAGGAGAGGGUGAGGGUUCUGCGAUUGACUGACUUGAGGGAUGACUUCUCCAAAGGUGUAGGCUCCAGAGUUUCCUAACAUAGUAAAAUGUGAAGAGCAGACGAGGGAGAUGGUAGUGUCUUUCCCUUUUCAUUAAAGGUGUUUUAAC